GCGACCUGCGUCAUACCAGAGCGCAACCCCAGAUUGCUUGUUUCUUGGUUGGCGAGGCUUCGCUUUCUUGUUUUCCAUCCUCUCAAUGCUUUCCACGACGCUCCUUGUCACACUUCUUAAAAUGCCAAACUGUUCAUCAACAAUAUCCUCGUCAUCGUUGCUCUUGCCGACAUCUUGACACUUUCUUCCACACUCAUUUCCUGCAUUCUUUCCCCCAGCCAAUCGACAUGCCACUGCGUCUGCGAUCUCCUCAAUAAUCAUGCGUUUGUUCUCUUCUUCCUUGUUGAUCUCCCUCUAACCGUGCUUAGAUCGAGUCCGAGCGUGGGCUCACUCCUCAGCCCACAAGAACCACUUCAAUCCUUGGGCUCAGGAUCUUGAAAGUUCUCCCGGGACCCCUGGACACGCGUCAGAAGAGGCCAGUCAGUCCUCCCAGGCAAACUCCAACAUCUCAUUGCUCAGUCGAAUCUUGAAAAAUUCCAAGACUGCUCUCUUCCACAGCUGGGUAAACCUCUUGCUGGUCUUUGUUCCCGCCGGAAUUAUCGUUCAUUUCGCUGAAGUGAACUCCAAUAUCGUCUUUGCCCUGAACGCAGUCGCCAUUAUCCCCCUCGCCGGGCUCCUCACCUUCGCCACCGAAUCAGUUGCCCACCGAUUGGGGCCGACCCUGGGGGCCUUGCUCAAUGUUAGCUUUGGGAAUGCUGUUGAACUUAUUAUCUUCAUUAUUGCUCUCGUCAAAAAUGAGAUACGUAUCGUCCAAGCCUCCUUGAUAGGCUCUCUGCUGGCCAACCUACUUUUGAUCCUCGGCAUGGCUUUCUUGAUUGGCGGCCUAGAGUUCCAAGAGCAGAUUUAUGACUCAACCGUAACUCAGAUGUCUGCUUGUCUUCUUGCCCUCUCGGUUCUUAGUCUGCUCAUCCCGACCGUAUUCCACGCCUCUUUCAGCGAUCUGGCUCUCGCGGAUGCACAAGUCCUGAAGCUCAGUCGAGGCACUUCCGUCAUUCUUUUGCUGAUUUAUGUUCUAUACUUACUCUUUCAGCUCAAAUCUCACGCCUAUCUUUAUGUUGGCACGCCUCAGCAUCGCAUUGACGAGACCACUGUUCCAGGUUUUCUGGCUCGCUUCGACUCGACCAGUUCGUCCUCUGCCGCGUCAUCUCAUGCUUCGACUAGCGGAUCUGCGACUAAUUCAGGCUCGAAUCGUCGCGUUCGAAAGAGACUCAAGUCCAAGUUAGGCAGGAAACGACAUGUCAAGACAGAAGUUGUCCCUGGCCCUGCCACUGGGAAGAUCGCCACCCCAAACAACCCUGACUCUGGGGACAUCAUUACUGAGAAACCCUCAGACGCCCCUGAUGAGCAUCCACGUCCUCAACAUACAUCAAAAGACCCUUCAGCGGCGCAAUCUAACUCAGACACCCAACAGAAACCAUUGACUCAACGAGGAAUAUCUUUCCGUCCUCCACCAGUCUUUAGGAGCGCGACCACUCCAUCAGAUGGCCUCCGAGACCGGGCAUCUCCCCUUCUACAAUCUCGAUCUGACCCAGAGAACCGGAAUCCAGCGAGAUCUACUCCAGCUCACCACAUUCGUCGUCAGGAUUCUCCCAAAGGCCCAGUCAAAGUGGAGAGUGAGCCCCCAAUGAGCCAAACGGCAUCGAUCAUGCUUUUGUUAAUAUCGACCGGUUUGGUCGCACUCUGUGCCGAAUUCCUGGUCGGUAGCAUACAACACUUGGUAGAGAACUCGCCUCUUUCCGAAGCUUUUGUUGGUUUAAUCAUUCUGCCAAUCGUCGGAAAUGCGGCCGAGCACGUUACCGCAAUCACGGUCGCCGCUAAAAAUAAACUUGAUCUAGCCCUAGGAGUGGCCCUGGGCAGUUCGAUUCAAAUCGCGUUGUUUGUCACCCCUUUUGUCGUCAUCCUGGGUUGGAUUCUCAACAAAGACAUGUCGCUGUAUUUCAGUCUCUUUGAGACGGGCGCUCUAUUCGUUUCAACUUUCAUCGUUAAUUUUCUCGUGCUGGAUGGACGAAGCAAUUAUCUCGAAGGAGCACUGCUUUGUGCAUGCUACAUUGUCAUCGCCGUCGGCGCCUACUUUUUCCCGGAUGGCCAAGAUCAGAGCUCGUUGACUAGUGGUCCGAGCACCUAGACAGCACGAAAUAUGAAUAUUCAUGAUGAUUGAUUUUCCAAAGGAUCAGAGGCACUGCCACUCAUGGUCGAUGAUUUCAACUGCGCGCCGUGCUAUCGACUUUCACACUUCCUCGUACCUGAAUCCCAGCCACGCGGUUUUCAGGAACCAGUAUGCAGUAAAGAUCUAGCAUGGAAAAGCCACCACGAAGGUUCUCUGCCGUCUUCUGGUCGGCCCCACCAUAGUCAGUCACACGCUUGGUCCUUGGCAGCUAGUUCGCGAGACAUUGGUUGCUUUCAGCUGGUCCAGAGAAGGACUAC
Molecule: messenger RNA, 2424 nt
Organism: Exophiala mesophila
Lineage: Eukaryota; Fungi; Ascomycota; Eurotiomycetes; Chaetothyriales; Herpotrichiellaceae
Product: calcium/proton exchanger, variant
Exons: 4
Coding region: 803-2125 (440 amino acids)
Biological process (GO): calcium ion transmembrane transport; intracellular calcium ion homeostasis
Cellular component (GO): fungal-type vacuole membrane
Molecular function (GO): calcium:proton antiporter activity
Source: RefSeq, a predicted model, not a curated record